Molecule: messenger RNA, 513 nt
Organism: Paramecium tetraurelia
Lineage: Eukaryota; Ciliophora; Oligohymenophorea; Peniculida; Parameciidae
Exons: 1
Source: RefSeq, a predicted model, not a curated record
AUGGACUAGAAUUAACCUAAAAAAGCAAUAAAGAGAGCUUAUUGUAAAAAACAGAAGCCUUAGAUGGUGUUUAGAUCAGAAAGUGAAAAAAUGAGGUAGUUGCUAUAAAUAAUUGAUGAGAACAAAAGAGUAGCCAACAACAACAAUUAAAUAGCUUCAACCUCUCCUAAUUCAUAAAUAAAGAAUGAUUCUGAAUAACAGUAGAGUUCCCAAACCUAAUAGGGUGAUAAAAACACUUAAAAUACAACUCCAACUCAGACAUAGGUUUAGCCAAGUGCAGAACAACCAGUUAAAUAAACUUUGGAAAUCAAGAUCAUAAAAAAGGCUUAGCCAUAGGAAUUGAUGAAUGAAACUCAAAAAAAGAAGAUAAAACCAGAUGAAAAUUACGAGUAAAGAUUUUGUUAGAUGAAAUGUGAAUUGCAAAGUUUUUUAAGUUAUUGGAUCAUGAAGCUUAAAUCUUCAGUCACUGAUACAUAGUAGAUGGUGGAACAAUUGGAGAAGUUUAAAUUAUGA